This is a messenger RNA of Suillus discolor, 1883 nucleotides long. RefSeq names its product Indoleamine 2,3-dioxygenase. NCBI's taxonomy places the organism in Eukaryota, Fungi, Basidiomycota, Agaricomycetes, Boletales, Suillaceae. Bases 128 to 1531 code for a protein of 467 amino acids. Gene Ontology annotation, molecular function: indoleamine 2,3-dioxygenase activity; heme binding; metal ion binding. The transcript is spliced from 3 exons. The record is from RefSeq and is a predicted model, not a curated record. Gene Ontology annotation, cellular component: cytoplasm. Gene Ontology annotation, biological process: 'de novo' NAD+ biosynthetic process from L-tryptophan.
CCGGAUCAUACGUAGAGCCUGAGUACGAGCAAUCGCUGGCAGUGGUUGAUCAACAGCUUAUGAGUACCAUAUAAUCUCGUUUUCAUAUCUACAUUCUUGCUAUUAAAUCACUUUCCCCCAUCACGAAAUGUCCUGUCAGCAGUCAGCCGAUAUGCUACCCCCUGAUCACUUCCUCCUCCAGCCUCGUCAGGACUUCCUUAUCGGCGUUCAGGAGGGUCACAUAGAUACCUCCACUCUUGCUGCGCACGAUUUCGAUGUUGAUACUCGCACGGGUUUUAUGCCCCCAGAUCCUCCUUUAAGUAGACUCCCAGCACAAUGGGAACUCUGGGAGACAACACUGGAUGCUGCAAUGCAAGCAAAGCUGCAGCUCUCUGUCAAACGAGGUCUGACAGUUGAGGAGAAAAACUCAUCUGAGUCAUGGCGAGAACACGUUCGAAAGCUGCUUGUCCUUCCUAUGUCCGAGCUCACAAACUCCGAGCUCCUACUUCGGCGCGCGCACCAUGUUCUCACCUUCAUUAUGCAUUUUUACAUUUACACACUCCCCCUGUCUUCUUCCGUGCUUAUUCCGGAACCAAUUUCUGUCCCCCUCGUCGCCAUAUCCAGUCAUUUGCAGUUACCACCGGUCGUCACGUACUCUGAUAAUGUCCUCUAUAAUUGGGACAUUAUCCACCCUAGGGCCCAAACGGAGCUUGGAUUCGAGGCUCCCGCUCUGGACAAUCUUCGCAGCCAGGACAUGUUUUCCGGUACCAUAGAUGAGCAAGAAUUCUACCUUGCUUCGGCCCGCAUAGAGCUUCGCGGCGUCGAGGCUCUCGAGCUUAUGGGUGCGACUAUGGAUGAGUUGUUCGUCGGCGACAAGAUAGCCAUCAGGCGCAUUACCGCAUACCUCUACAAGCUUGCUUCGGUUGUGCACGACCUUAAGACCAUCCUGCUCGACGUGCGUAAGGGCUGCGACCCUAACACGUUUUAUCACUCCAUUCGCCCAUGGUUCCGUGGCGCAGACUCCGAUCCUGCCCACAGGAAAUGGGUGUUCGAAGGCGUUGAAGAGCAGCCUACCGACCUCUCAGGGCCAAGCGCAGGGCAGAGCGCCCUGAUUCAUGCUUUAGACAUAUUUCUUGGUCUAGACAACUGCAAUGUGGUCGAAGGUGGCGUUGCAUCGGACCAACGGACGCUGUUGAGAAGGAUGCAGAUCUACAUGCCACGUCACCACCGCAAUUUCUUGCGACACCUCAGCACAAACCCACGUCCUGUGCGGACGUUCGUAAUGCAAACGAGGCCUGAUAUAAACCUUUUAGACGCAUACAAUUCUGCGGUGCAGUCGGUGAAGCAGUUUAGGGAUGCGCAUAUCAAGAUCGUGGCAAUCUAUAUUAUUGCACCUGCUGCUCGUGAAAGGACGGAACUCCGGCACGCAGAUCCAGAAGCUAAGGAGGUUGGGAAGCAAGUGCUGAAGGGCACUGGCGGGACGGAUCUAGUACGCUUCCUCAAAGACGUGAGGGACAAAACUGCCGAGGCAGUCGUGGAGCCUACGUUGUAGACCGUGUUAGAUCUGGGAUCCUGGAACAACAUGAGCAUCGGCAUUUAUGCAUUUGUUCAACUUAUUGGUCAUUAUGCUGAUUCGCUAAUUCUUUCUCCUGUAUGGCAACAUGCCCACUUUAAUUGGUUUGUAUGUUCAAUUAUCCUCCCUUAGACAAACAACACAAUGAUAGAUUGUUCGAUCAGUAUCUCUUCCUAAAUUAUAUGGGCUUACUUAUGUGUCGGACUUGUGGUUGAGUGUCUUCCAUCAAUACUUAUUACCGAGGUCGAGCAUUGUGGGGCAUUGGGCGGUUACAGUAACAAAGCAAGAUUCUUGCUUUCUCAUCGUGUCCAGAGUAUAUCAGUUAGCCGGC